AUGCAAAAGUGCUUUUUCGAGGGAACCAACUCAAACAUUGCUCGGCUAUUGAAAAUUGAUCGGGAUCAACAGCUCAGUCUUCAAUCGGAGAUUUGUCCAACAACAAAUGUGAGUCGACUUCUUUUUGAGCCUCGAAGUUCGGCAUUUCUGAUCUAUAAAGUGAGCAGAAAGAUAGAAAAGCUGGACGUGAGAAGUGAAAGUCUGAGAAAAGGUAGGCUCACUCCCGCGAAUCGACAUGCCACACAUCUUGUGAAAGAAAUCGAGUAUGGAGCGCUUGCGGUUCUGCAGUUGUGCUUCACUGAUGGACCGAAUGAUUCCGAUGAAUUGCAAAAAAAGCUGAAAUCAAUUCGUGAACACUGUGAAAGCAAUUCUGAACUGCCCGAGAUUCCUGCCAACAUGCAGCUCAAUUUCCAUUGUGGAACCAAUGUGUCAGCUGCUAAAAAUAUUGUGUUCUGUUUCACGAAUACGAGACAAACUUUCUAUGAGCCGGGUGAAAGUCUCACGACACUUCGGGAAUUUUUGAGCGAUUUGGAAAAAAAGGGGCUCGCAAUUGACACCACCACAAAGAGCCUUUAUUGUUUUGAGAGCGACGCUUUCCGCUGCAUGGCGGCACGACAGAGCGGCUUCACUCUCUCCGAAAGCAUCAUUGAGUAUUGUCACGAUAUUUAUGUUAUUUCUACAGAAAGAAGCAAUGGUUACGAUGAA
This is a messenger RNA of Mesorhabditis belari, 705 nucleotides long. The record is from the annotation of a GenBank genome assembly. Lineage: Eukaryota; Metazoa; Nematoda; Chromadorea; Rhabditida; Rhabditidae.